Oryzias melastigma (Indian medaka) is the source of this 3171-nucleotide messenger RNA. RefSeq names its product zinc finger CCCH-type containing 7A (gene zc3h7a). The record is from RefSeq and is a predicted model, not a curated record. Gene Ontology annotation, molecular function: metal ion binding; protein binding; miRNA binding. The transcript has 23 exons. The coding region runs from base 179 to 3157 and encodes 992 amino acids. Lineage: Eukaryota; Metazoa; Chordata; Actinopteri; Beloniformes; Adrianichthyidae. Gene Ontology annotation, biological process: miRNA processing.
CUCCUUCACAUUACAAAAGAAGAGGAAGCUAAGGGCGGCCUUCGACAGUAACGGCCAAGUUCUUUUAGCCAUAACGAGAAAAAUUACUUCCCUUUCUUUCAGAUACCGAUAUAAGGGGUGUUCGGAAUACAGACCCAUUCAUGUGCUGUCUGAAGAAAGGAUAUUAAAGCACGCAAACAUGUCUGGAGCGUGUCGGGACAGAAGGAGCCGAUGGCAGGAGAUUCAAAAAGGCCUCCAGUUUAUCCAAUCAACCCUUCCGUUUCCUGGAAGUCAGGACCAGUAUGAGGUUUUCAUAAAGGAACUCGUGUGGAAUUUGUUUGGAGAAGGAAACGACGUGUUUAAAGAAGGCGAAUGGACAAAAUCUAUUGAGAUGUACACCGAGGCACUGAGUAUAGCAGAGUACGCGGACUCAGAGGAAAUCUGUGUUUCAGCAGGUUUACUGGAAAAGCUGUAUGCAAAUCGAGCUGCAGCGUACCUUAACAUUGUUCCGGGACUGUAUGACCAAGCAUUAGAAGACUGUGAAAAAGCUCUCCACUUGAAUGAGGGGAACUACAAAGCGCUGUACAGAAAAGCAAAAGCCUUGAAAGAGUUGGGAAGACAUCAAGAGGCCUAUGAGGCUGUUGCCAAAUGCUCUCUUGUAGUGCCUCAGGACUCCAAUGUCACGCAGCUGACUCAGGACAUUGCCAAAAUUUUGGGAUUGAAAAUCCGUAAAGCUUAUGUGAGAAGUAAGCCUGCCUUGAAUGUUUUGAGAGGCUCAAGUUAUCAAGAUGCGCCUUGUGAUAAAUUUUCUCAUGGCACGACUACGGUUGAAGAUAUAGAAAUUGAAGUGCCUCCGGUGACCCAGGAUAUCAGCGUUCUGGCUCCAGGUCAAGCUCCAAUCCAGCCUCCGUUGACGGUUCAUAUACCUCUGAAUGACUCGGUGGUGGUGGACGAGCCCCCUCCCAGCAACAGCAUCCUCUCAGCACCCCCAACCGAGCCUCCAGGCUUCGAGUCUGUCCCCCUGUCCGUGUCUGCGCCCCCACCCGUUCCCCUCCACGGGCUCACAUACGUCAACGGGUGCCGAACCAACAAGCCUUCUCCAAUAUUUGAACCCAAUCAGGAUUUUGAUGCAGAUAUCAUUGGGGACGAUCUAGAUGAUCUUCUCGACCAAGCCGGUCCCGAGUCGUUGUCGGAUAUUCCCACAAUGAAGGGGCCUCUUCCUUUGCCAACCAGUAUUGCCUCGGGCAGUUCCAUGUCAAAUCCAUUCCUAAUGCCACCUCAUAUUAACCCAUUUCUAUCCAGCAGUUCGCAGCAGUGCACUGUAAAUCUGCCACCUUUGUAUCACAAGUCGGGGUCAAGUUCAUAUUUAGGUAUGGACACUUUUCAAACUCUGCCCCCACCUCUGGACUCUCUGGAUAGUCUCACGAUAGCAGAUUAUAAAGCAGAUUUUACUCCAUCUCCCUUCAUUGCACAGCUCAGCAAUGAUGAACCCCCCAUGGGGAUGGCUGUGGGUAUGCCCGAAGUGAAAAACCUCCCCGCUGCUGUGGAUUUAGCAAAAAACCCCUUAGCUGAAACGCACGAGUUCAGGCAGGCGUGCGCCAUGUGCUACGUGAAAACUGGUCCUGGAGUGUUGGAUUACACGCUUCACACAGAAGAGCAUAAAUGCAAAAAGGAUGUAUUACUCGGCAGAAUGAAGCACUCGCCCGACAAAAUGUGGAAGCUCAUUCGACCCAGACCAACGAAAACUCAAUAUGUUGGACCUUAUUACAUUUGCAAAGAGGUUGCUGUUGGAAAAGAGUGCCUGUAUCCCGGCCACUGCACGUUUGCAUACUGCCAGGAGGAGAUUGAUGUUUGGACACUGGAGAGGAAGGGCUUCAUCUCCAGAGAGCUGCUGUUCGAUCCUUUUGGGCCAAAUUCUAACAUCAGGUUGACUGUUCCCAAAAUCUUACAGGAGCAUCGGGGAAUAUUCAUGUUUCUCUGUGGGGUGUGCUUUGACCAUAAACCCAGAAUAAUUAGCAAAACCAACAAAGAUGACCCUUCACUCUGUUCUCAUCCUGUGACUAAACACGACUUUGAGGAUCAUAAGUGCCUGGUCCACAUUUUAAAGGAAACUACAGUUCGCUAUUCCAAAAUCCGACCGUUGACGCCUCACAGUCAGCUGGACCUUUGUCGCCACGAAGUGCGCUACGGUUGUGUGAGGGAGGACGAGUGCUUUUACGCUCACAGCCUGGUGGAGCUGAAGGUCUGGAUGAUGCAGCACGAGCUCGGAAUCACACCUGAGAGUAUAGUUCAGGAGGCAAAGAAGUAUUGGAACGCUACAGCUUCUUUACAGGGCACACAGCUCUCCACUGUUCCGAGGAGGUUCGGUCCUCCCAACCUGAAAAUGAUGUUUGUUUGUGGCCAAUGCUGGAGAAACGGCCAGCUAAGUGAAGCUGACAAAAACAAGAAGUAUUGUUCUGCCAAGGCAAGACAUCAGUGGGCCAAAGACAGGCGGGUUGUGCUUGUAAGUUCCCAUGAAAGAAAAAAGUGGACAACAGUCCGACCACUCCCAACCAAAAAACCCAUCCCGUCUCAAUUUGAGAUUUGCAUGCAUGUGACUGCUGGAAAGAAGUGUCAGUACAUUGGGAAUUGCACAUUUGCUCACAGUGUUGAAGAAAGAGACCUUUGGACCUACAUGAAGGAAAACAACAUUCCAGAUAUGGAUCAGCUUUAUGAACGAUGGCUGCAGUCUCAGAAACCCGGCUGGAGCGAGGACACUUCCAAUAACUCUGUCCGGGAGAACGGCAAACAGAUCCACAUGCCAACAGACUACGCCGAGGAGGUGGCUGGCAAUCACUGUUGGCUGUGUGGUAAAAACUGCAACAGUGAGAAGCAGUGGCAGCAGCACAUCACUUCAGAAAAACACAAAGAACGAGUUUUCAACUCUGAGGAUGAUCAGAACUGCUGGCAGUACCGAUUUCCCACCGGCACUUUCAAAGUUUGUGAGAGGUUCCUUAAAGGCACGUGCACAGAGGACGACUUGUGUAAACUGGCCCACGGAGAGCAGGAGCUGAGGGAGUGGAGGGAGCGCCGAGAAUUUCUUUUGAUGAAACUUGCCAAAGCCAAAAAAGACCAUCUUAUAGCACCGAACGACAAUGACUUUGGAAAAUACAGUUUUCUCCUUAAAGACAUUAAAUAAUGACAUGCUGACGA